Sodiomyces alkalinus F11 is the source of this 318-nucleotide messenger RNA. RefSeq lists its product as hypothetical. Lineage: Eukaryota; Fungi; Ascomycota; Sordariomycetes; Glomerellales; Plectosphaerellaceae. The record is from RefSeq and is a predicted model, not a curated record. The transcript has a single exon. Bases 1 to 318 code for a protein of 105 amino acids.
AUGGCACCCGGUGGCUUCUUCGACCGCCUCCAGGCUUCGAUCCAGCAGAAGAUCGAGCUCUUCCGCCUCGAGCAGCGUUACACCCGCCGCCGCCACCGCCGCUCCACCUUCAUCUCCAACGCCGUCUACGUCGACGGCGAGUACGUCUACCAGACCCCCAACAGCACCGGCUCCUCCUCCACUUCCUCCGAUCCUCCUUCCGCCCGCGUCGACGCCCUUCAUCAGUCCGAGCCCGAGGCCGCCGCCUAUGCCGCCGCCGCUGCGAAGGAGAAGCGGUUGAGCCGUCGUCUAUCCAGCUUGGCCAUGCCGCGGAGGUGA